Molecule: messenger RNA, 1703 nt
Organism: Olea europaea var. sylvestris
Lineage: Eukaryota; Viridiplantae; Streptophyta; Magnoliopsida; Lamiales; Oleaceae
Product: G2/mitotic-specific cyclin S13-7-like
Exons: 8
Coding region: 228-1523 (431 amino acids)
Biological process (GO): regulation of cyclin-dependent protein serine/threonine kinase activity; mitotic cell cycle phase transition
Cellular component (GO): cytoplasm; nucleus; cyclin-dependent protein kinase holoenzyme complex
Molecular function (GO): cyclin-dependent protein serine/threonine kinase regulator activity
Source: RefSeq, a predicted model, not a curated record
UCUUCUGCAUUACCAUUCAAUAGCAAAUUCAGGGAACGAAUUUUUAGAAAGAGAAAGGGAGAGAAGUUUAGAUAAAGAAAGAUUUUUGAAUUGUGGCGACCGAAGACCCAGAAGGAGAGACUCGCAACGGUCGUCUCCAGGUAUUUCUGUCAUCGUUUUGGGCGAGUCUUGGAGGGGUUUUUGGUAGUCAGAACAUCAAUCAAGAAGAAAAAGAAGAGGAUUUAGAAAUGGCUUCAAAAGCUGUUGUUCAAGAACAACCCAGAGGCAACAAUCUUGGAGGAAAGCAAAAGAACGUACAAGGAAGAAAUCGGCGAGCUCUCGGAGACAUUGGAAACCUUGUUUCAGCUCCAGCUGUUGAGGGGAAGCCUCAAACUCAGAUCUCUCGGCCCAUAACAAGAAGCUUUUGUGCUCAAUUACUUGCAAAUGCACAAGCCGCUGCUGAGAAGAACAGUAAGAAACCACUAGCACAAAUUGUCAAUGGAGUCGUGGGAAAAGAGGGUGUUCCGAUAGCCGCAACUCAGAAGAAAGAAUUUGUCAAGCCGAAGAAGGAAGCUGUAAUUGUCAUUAGUCCUGAUGAAGACGAGAAAAGCCAGAGGACUGCAAGAAAAUCAUCAAAGAAGACCGGAAAAACUCUGACUGGGACCCUCACUGCUCGAAGCAAGGCUGCUUGUGGAAUUACCAAGAAACCAAAGGAUCCAAUAGCAAACAUUGAUGCAGAAGAUGUGGAUAAUGAAUUGGCCGCUGUGGAGUACGUUGAGGAUAUCUACGAGUUCUACAAAGUUGCAGAGGAUGAUGCCCGAGUUGGUGAUUACAUGGAUUCGCAGCCAGAAAUCAAUUCUAAAAUGAGAGAGAUCCUUGUAGACUGGUUGGUUGAAGUUCACAAGAAGUUUGAACUGAUGCCUGAAAGUUUAUACCUCACAAUUAACAUAGUAGACCGUUUUCUUUCGACGAGGACUGUUCGAAGAAGGGAACUUCAGUUGGUUGGCAUCAGCUCUAUGCUAAUUGCCUGCAAGUAUGAAGAGAUAUGGGCACCAGAGGUAAAUGAUUUCAUAGCUAUAUCAGACAAUGCUUAUAUCAGGGAGCAAGUUCUUCUAAUGGAGAAAGCAAUUCUUGGGAAAUUGGAGUGGUAUUUGACAGUUCCAACUCCAUAUGUCUUUCUGGUUCGAUACAUCAAGGCAUCUUUCAAGGCUGAUGAACAGAUGGAGAGCAUGGCAUUUUUCUUUGCUGAACUUGGUUUGAUGCACUACUCAACCAUCAUCCAGUAUUGCCCCUCAAAGCUUGCCGCAGCUGCAGUCUAUGCAGCCCGAUGCACUCUUAACAAAACUCCCAUUUGGAAUGAAACUCUUAACCACCAUACAGGCUACAGUGAAGAUCAGCUGAUGGAGUGUGCAAAAUUCUUGGUCCAAAUCCACUCUGGUGCAGCGGAAAAUAAGCUCAAGGCAGUUAUGCGGAAAUAUUCGAAUCCAGAUAAGGCUGCUGUUGCUCUUUUUCCACCAGCAAGAAAUCUACUUCUUCCAGCUUGAUAUGUUGGAAUGUCUGAGAUCAUUUUACUGACAUGAUCUAUCUCUCUUUAAGUUUUAGGUCACCAUGUUUUUCUCAGUUUGUAGGAAUUGUUUCUAAGUUGUUCUGAUUUACUUCCAGUAAAAUCAAUGAUGUGUAACUACAAAAAAUGCAUCUUUAAUUAGAGUGUGGCACUUGUUGAA